Vollenhovia emeryi is the source of this 1481-nucleotide messenger RNA. It is a transcript of the gene Spf45, whose product is annotated as splicing factor 45. NCBI's taxonomy places the organism in Eukaryota, Metazoa, Arthropoda, Insecta, Hymenoptera, Formicidae. Gene Ontology annotation, cellular component: precatalytic spliceosome. Gene Ontology annotation, biological process: mRNA cis splicing, via spliceosome; alternative mRNA splicing, via spliceosome. The coding region runs from base 107 to 1258 and encodes 383 amino acids. Gene Ontology annotation, molecular function: RNA binding. The transcript is spliced from 4 exons. The record is from RefSeq and is a predicted model, not a curated record.
UGAAUCGGCUCAAUCAACUGUGGUAUUUUCUAAACCGUAAUCUUUGAGGUUCGGAAAGUGGAGGUUACGUUGGUCAUGUCAGGUAAACAUUAAAAUAGGAUUCAUUAUGUCUUUGUAUGAUGAUUUUGACAAGCAUCGGACUACGGAGAAGGUUGCGGGAUGGUCUUCCGGGAUUAAAUUAUUACAGUCGCAACUGCAGCUGAAAAAGGCUGCUACAACACAGCCAAAGCGUGAACAAUACAGGAAAGCUACUGCUGUACUGGCACCAGUGAUAGAUUUGAAAUCCAAAACUAACCGCGAUCUUGACAGGGAGGAUGACAAUGCUCAUAGCAAUCCGUUAUCUAGUGGCAGCGUGAGCAACGUGGGGGUAGGUGGUGAAUUUGAUUGGAAUGUGGUGAACGAAUACGAUCCUAUGUGGCCCAAUGAAUAUGAGAAAGUUGUGAAAGAGUUGCGCGACAUAAGGGACAGGGAACACGAUCAGGAGACAGAAAUGCGCAAGCGUAGAAGAGACAGUACUCGUUUUGAAGACACUCAGACUCCUGGUGGGAACAAUACGAUGAUACCUCCUGAAAGGGAUGAGGAGAGAACGCCGACCUCGCGAGGUAUAGUAGGAGGAGCUGCCAUAGCGCCACCGCCUUCCUUACAAGAACCUGCAGAUUUGCCACCCCCACCACCGCGGCAGCCCACUAAUCUCGGCUACUCAACGUCGUCUGUGGCAGCAAAAAUAAUGGCUAAAUACGGCUUUAAAGAGGGACAGGGUCUCGGCAAGAAGGAACAGGGCAUGUCGGUUGCAUUGCAAGUAGAAAAAACUAGUAAGCGCGGCGGUAGAAUAGUUGGCGAGAGGGAACAGUUAAUGCCUCCGCCACCACUUGUCACAGCUUCUCCGCCGCCAAUGCAAUCGCAGCCACCGCUGCAAUCGCAGCCCCAAGAAGAACCUAGCAUUACCGAGAUAAUGAAAUGUCCAAGCAAGGUUGUUCUUUUGCGUAACAUGGUUGGGCCUGGUGAGGUUGACGAGGACCUUGAACCAGAGGUGAAAGAUGAAUGCAACACUAAGUACGGUGAUGUUGCACGUGUUAUUAUUCACGAAGUAACAGAAGCUCCGGCAGAGGAGGCGGUACGAAUCUUUGUUGAAUUCAAGAGAAUAGAAAGUGCUAUUAAAGCCGUGGUUGAUUUAAAUGGACGUUUCUUCGGUGGUAGACAAGUCAAAGCAGGCUUCUAUUCUAGUGAGAAACUUGAUAACUUACAAUUGAUGGAUUAAUUUGGACUGUAAGAAUUUCUAACUUAAACAUUUAUUCUUUGCAAAUUGUGUAAAAAAUCUUUUAUAUCUCCACUGCAUAGUACUAGUGAAUCAUUGAAAAUGAACUUUUUCCUAAUUAUAGAAUUAUUGUUUCAAUAUUAUUUACAAUUAUAUAUUAUAUGAGACGUGUACUUGUCUUAAUCGACUUUGACAACGUAUGUAUAUAAAAUUUAUUUUAAAAAAC